AAUCUCGUCUUUCGUUUUUCCUUCAGCUCACAUUGGACGUCUGAAACAUCUCCACCCAAAACUCGAAACCAAAAAAGAAAAAAAAAAAGAAAAAAAAAGGUUUCUUUAGGAACAUUCAUCUUCUUUUUCCUUCUCAUUCAGUUACAUACUCGGAUAAUUUUAAAAAAUGGCUUUGAAUUUGGCACACCAGAUUGGAACUCUUGCCGCAACACAAAUUCCGAUCGAAGGCACCACCGGAGAACAAUCAUCUUCGGCGACGGCGAAUGCGUCGGGAGUUUGGAAAGCACCGGUGGCGAAUAUCCGAUGCAGCACCCCACGAGAAGCUUUAUCCCCUCCGAUGUUAACUCCACCGCUGUCACCGCGAAGCGCCGCAAACAGGUCGUCUUUGGUGAAUCCGAUGCUGCGUCCUGACCUCUCCGCCGUUUGCCAGGCCUACGAGACUUUAGCACCGCUGGAGACGACGGAGGAGAAGGAAGCGGCGGUGGUGAAUUGGAAGGAGGGAGGGACGAAGGAGGAGAAGAAAGGGGUUCCGGUGUACGUGAUGAUGCCGUUGGACAGCGUGACGAAUGGGAACUCGGUGAAUAGGAAGAAGGCGAUGAAUGCGAGUCUCCACGCUUUGAAAAGCGCGGGGGUGGAGGGGAUAAUGAUUGACGUUUGGUGGGGGCUGGUGGAGAGGGAGGCGCCGGGUGCUUACAAUUGGGGUGGCUACACCGAGCUUCUCGAGAUGGCCAAGCAACAUGGCCUCAAAGUCCAGGCCGUCAUGUCGUUUCAUCAGUGUGGCGGCAACGUCGGUGACUCUUGCAGUAUUCCAUUGCCCACUUGGGUUAGGGAAGAGAUUAACAAGGACCCGGACCUUGCAUACACUGAUCAAUGGGGAAGAAGGAAUUAUGAAUAUCUUUCACUUGGUUGUGAUACCAUUCCUGUCUUGAAAGGCCGUACUCCGGUUCAAUGUUAUUCUGAUUUCAUGCGAGCCUUUAGGGACAACUUCAAACAUCUCCUUGCUGAUACCAUUGUGGAAAUCCAAGUGGGAAUGGGUCCGGCAGGUGAGCUUCGGUAUCCUUCAUACCCAGAGGAGAAUGGGACAUGGAAAUUCCCUGGAAUUGGAGCCUUCCAAUGUUAUGAUAAGUAUAUGCUUAGCAGCCUAAAAGGAGCAGCUGAAGCGGCUGGUAAGCCAGAAUGGGGUAGCACAGGCCCAACUGAUGCUGGUCACUACAACAACUGGCCAGAAGAUGCACCAUUUUUCAAAAAAGAAGGUGGUGGUUGGAAUAGUACCUAUGGUGAAUUCUUCCUUUCUUGGUAUUCUCGGAUGCUAUUAGAUCAUGGUGAGAGAAUUCUAUCGUCCGCGACAUCAAUUUUUGAAGGUGCAGGUGUGAAGAUCUCUGUAAAAGUUGCUGGAAUCCACUGGCACUAUGGAACCCGAUCCCAUGCUCCUGAACUCACGGCAGGGUACUAUAACACAAGGUACCGUGAUGGUUACUUACCUAUUGCUCAAAUGCUAGCACGUCAUGGUGCUGUUUUCAACUUCACUUGCAUAGAAAUGCGUGAUCAUGAGCAGCCACAGGAUGCCCUAUGUGCACCGGAGAAGCUAGUCAAGCAAGUUGCUUUAGCUACUGGAGCAGCACAAGUUCCACUUGCUGGAGAGAAUGCACUGCCCCGUUAUGAUGAAUACGCCCAUGAGCAGAUCUUACAAGCAUCAUCGUUGAAUAUUGAUGGCUCUUCGGUUGAUAGGGAGAUGUGUGCAUUUACAUACUUGAGGAUGAAUCCGUCCCUCUUUCAACCGGACAACUGGAGACAGUUUGUAGCAUUCGUAAAGAAGAUGAGUGUGGGAAAAGGUGCUCAUCGGUGUUGGGAGGAGGUGGAGAGGGAGGCUGAGCAAUUUGUGCAUGUCACCCAGCCUUUCAUUCAGGAGGCCGCCUUUGCCCUUACGCACUAGCAAGGGAAUCAUUUGAAUACAAGCAACGCGACUUAAUACAGAGUUUCAUCAAUAACAGUGUCUCAAGGCUUCUGCUGUGCUAUAGCUCUUUUUCUCCAUGCUGUGUCUAUCAAAAUAUAUGUUGUAUAAGAUGGAAUUCGAUGUACUUUGUACCAAUACUUGAAACUCUUUCAUUUUUAUAACAUAAUACAUAAUAUAUUGGACUAUAUGUUUGCC
Messenger RNA from Durio zibethinus, 2149 nucleotides. Its product is annotated as beta-amylase 1, chloroplastic-like. NCBI's taxonomy places the organism in Eukaryota, Viridiplantae, Streptophyta, Magnoliopsida, Malvales, Malvaceae. Gene Ontology annotation, biological process: polysaccharide catabolic process. The record is from RefSeq and is a predicted model, not a curated record. Gene Ontology annotation, molecular function: beta-amylase activity.